AUGGUCCGCAUCUCCGUUCUCAACGACGCCCUUAACUCCAUCGUCAACGCCGAGCGCAAGGGCAAGCGCCAGGUGCUUGUCCGACCCUCGUCCAAGGUCGUCAUCAAGUUCCUCUCGGUCAUGCAGAAGCACGGCUACAUCGGCGAGUUCGAGGAGGUCGAUGACCACCGCUCGGGCAAGGUCGUGAUCCAGCUCAACGGCCGCAUCAACAAGUGCGGUGUCAUCUCGCCCCGCUUCAACGUGCAGCUCGGCCAGAUCGAGAACUGGGUGCAGCAGCUCCUGCCCGCCCGUUCGUUCGGCUACGUCGUGCUCACCACCUCGGCCGGUAUCAUGGACCACGAGGAGGCCCGUCGCAAGCACGUUGCCGGCAAGAUCCUCGGCUACUUCUACUAA
Molecule: messenger RNA, 393 nt
Organism: Moesziomyces antarcticus
Lineage: Eukaryota; Fungi; Basidiomycota; Ustilaginomycetes; Ustilaginales; Ustilaginaceae
Product: ribosomal protein S8
Exons: 3
Coding region: 1-393 (130 amino acids)
Biological process (GO): translation
Cellular component (GO): cytosolic small ribosomal subunit; ribosome
Molecular function (GO): structural constituent of ribosome
Source: RefSeq, a predicted model, not a curated record